This is a messenger RNA of Lathyrus oleraceus (garden pea), 361 nucleotides long. RefSeq lists its product as uncharacterized. The transcript is spliced from 4 exons. NCBI's taxonomy places the organism in Eukaryota, Viridiplantae, Streptophyta, Magnoliopsida, Fabales, Fabaceae. Bases 1 to 336 code for a protein of 111 amino acids. The record is from RefSeq and is a predicted model, not a curated record.
AUGCCUGCUGGUUGCAAGCUUACUCCAUCUUGGUGUGUUUUUGUACAGGUACUCGAAGGAACUUCCCAUGUGAAACGUUUACAGGAUCGGUGCCGACUACAACGCUCAAUUGCGUACUGGUUUGAGGCAGCUCACGUCAUAACAAAUGGUCCUCCAACUGAAACACAAGCAGAGACUUGUCUAGAACAAAUGGUCUUUUCCUCAAGUGACACAGAAGGCAGGCUCUCACUGGCAGCUGAUAAUGUGCCUGAAGCUGCUGCUGAUAAAUCUUCACAGGCAAUUGCUGCAGAAUGUGUUGUUUUAGUUCCUACAACUUCAGAAGCUACACAAUCAUAGGUACCACCAUCAACAGCUAGAGAAG